This is a messenger RNA of Ciona intestinalis (vase tunicate), 2131 nucleotides long. Lineage: Eukaryota; Metazoa; Chordata; Ascidiacea; Phlebobranchia; Cionidae. The record is from RefSeq and is a predicted model, not a curated record.
AAAGGUGUCCCGUCUUUCCCUAUACCAAACUACGUAACUAUUCAAAACAGUUUUGUGCAUUUAGCCAAAAUGGAUGCCGUUAUUAGAAAGUUUACUGUUGGUGAUUACGUAGUUUUCGCCGUCAUGUUGGCGAUAUCUACAUUCAUUGGAUUAUACUUUGCAAUUCGGGAUCGUGGAAAGAAAAACACCGAAGAAUAUUUGCUUGCUGGAAGGUCAAUGGGACCCUUGCCAGUGGCGUUUUCACUCUCCGUAAGCUUUAUGUCGGCAAUCUUAGUCCUUGGCACACCGGUUGAAGUAUAUAGGUUUGGUACAAUGUAUGCUUGGUUUAUUAUUGGAAUGCUCUUUGCGGUGAUAAUAACAUCAGAAGUAUUUAUUCCUGUGUUUUAUAACAUGGGGCUUACGACCGUAUACGAGUAUCUUGAAAAAAGGUUCAACAGAGCCGUGCGCCUCACCGCGACUUUCUUGUUCAUGGUCCAGACAAUACUGUACGGUGGGAUCGUCAUUUAUGCUCCGUCUCUUGCUCUAAGUAGUGUAACUGGUUUUAACUUGUGGGCAUCUGUCGUAUCAACUGGAGCCGUGUGCAUCUUAUACAGCUGUUUGGGUGGAUUAAAAGGAGUUAUAUGGACUGACGCAUUGCAAGCUGUAAUAAUGCUACUUGGAUUCAUAUCAGUAAUUAUCCAAGGCUCCAUAAAACUUGGUGGAUUUCAAAAUGUCUGGAAACUAAAUACAGAAGGCGGAAGAAUACAGUUUAUAAAUUUUAAUUUAGAUCCUCGUGUCCGAAAUAGCGCUUGGCCUCCUCUUAUUGGUGGAACAAUUUUCAUUACCGGUUUAUACGCAGUAAAUCAAUCGCAAGUACAACGAUAUCUUUCAUGCAGGUCUUCAAGAGUUGCCAAAAAAGCUGUACUUUUAAAUUGGAUCGGUUUGUUGUUUCUCAACGGUCUUGCAAUCAUGACUGGCAUUGUUCUUUAUGCUUACCUCAAAGAUUGUGACCCUUUGACCACAGGACAAGUUAAAAUUAAAGACGCGCUUCUUCCGUUUAUGGUCCUUGAAAUAUUCAAAGAUUCGCCCGGAAUGUCUGGUGUUUUUAUUUCAAGCGUAUUCUCUGGAAGCCUCAGCACCGUCUCUACCGCAAUCACUGCACUGGCAAGCGUCACCGUCCACGACUUUCUAAAACCGAUAUUUCCAUGGUCGGAAAAGACUUACGCUUACAUAUCUAUGGGUUUGGUAAUAUUUUUCGGUCUUCUUUUAAUGCUGUUUGCUUAUCUUGCCUCCAAACUUGGAGCAAUACUUCAAGCUGCUAUCAGUAUUAUUGGUUUAUUAUGUGGACCAGUUGUUGGACUCUUUACACUUGGUGUUCUGUUUCCUUUCGCAAAUUCAGCGGGCUCAUUGUUUGGUCUUUUCGUUGGAAUAGCUAUGAACGUCUGGGUGUUUGUUGGCAGCAAAUCAUAUCCACCGCCAGCGAAAUUCGCCGAUGCGCUUCCACUGAGCUGUGCAGUGAGUUCCAACUUGGUAGCAAACUCUUCACAAGCCAUGACGACGACAGCGUUUGGACAAUUAAUUAAUACAACAACUUUAAGUCCUGUUCUUGCAACGACACGUCCUCCAGUUGCUGAUUUGUAUGCUAUGUCAUACAUGUACUACAGCGCUUUUGGCUUUUGCUUUGUAGUUCUUGUCGGAGUGAUCGUCAGUUUAGCAACAGGUGGUUAUAAAACUCGCAAAGAAGUUGACCCAAGGUUAAUUUACCGAUUCUUUGAUCAUUGGUUGUUUAAGUGGAUUCCUGAGAAAGUUCGAAGAAUGUUGUGGUGUGGAGCGGAUCAUGACAUAAUAAAACAACAAACAGAAAAGGUAUCCCACAUUGAAGGGAAAAUAAACCCCCGGUUUCAAGAUGACAAAGUUUAAAGUUUAUCUUUAAAGAAGAAAAUACGAUGAUAUUCGCUUACUAAUGCUUUUAUGAAUAGCGAAAAAAGAAUAGAGUGGGGCAAGACGGGACACUGAGCACAUGUUGCUCAAUAUUUUCAAAUCAAAAUAUUUUAAAAUAAAUGUUUAAACUUUAAAAAAAUGAAAAACAUGUUCAAACUUAAUUGGCAAGUUAUUAAUGAUUCGUUUUAUUGUGUGACUCCGAGUAGGCCUA